Messenger RNA from Loxodonta africana (African savanna elephant), 2687 nucleotides. Its product is annotated as butyrophilin-like protein 9. The record is from RefSeq and is a predicted model, not a curated record. Gene Ontology annotation, molecular function: signaling receptor binding. NCBI's taxonomy places the organism in Eukaryota, Metazoa, Chordata, Mammalia, Proboscidea, Elephantidae. Gene Ontology annotation, cellular component: external side of plasma membrane. Gene Ontology annotation, biological process: regulation of cytokine production; T cell receptor signaling pathway. The coding region runs from base 598 to 2496 and encodes 632 amino acids. The transcript is spliced from 10 exons.
UAGGGCACAGGUCUUCUGGACCACAGAUCGGGGGGGUGGCUAGAUGGGAUGAGUCCAUCACUGUGGUCCCGAAGAUACCACAGACACCAGGACAUUGGGGCCCUCUCCACUGGAGGAAAGUGUCCCUGAAAGCCAUUGGAGCUGACUCCACUUUGGAAAGAUUGGAACUCUGUGUUUGUUCCUCUGUUUUGUGGACCUGGUGUUCAAGAGCAAAGGGAAGUAGGAGCAAGGCUGAGUAGCUAGUGGUAGGGCCAAGAGAUUGAAAAUGCAUCUGGGAUUCCCCAUAGAUUUGCCUUUGUUUGGGGAAAGUCACUAAAACUAGAAGAGGGUGGCACUGAGGCCCCACCCUCCCAUAAUGUGGGAGUCUUUUUCUGGGUGUAAACAAUAUUCAGCUCGGGGCUGCUUCCUGUGGGACCCUUUGUCCUGUCCCCUUAAAGCUCUGAGCAAGGCCAGUGAAGCUAUUAACAGUGUCACCUGAUAAAAUAAGAAGCAGCUCUCACAUCCAGCCAAGACUUAAAAGAAACCAGGCUUUGGGGCUGAUAAGGAACUCCAGAGCCAGAUAAAAAAUAGUUGAGGCAAGGACACACCUCUGGUCUGAUGGACCACAUUCCAAUUCCUCUGAGUCACUUAGCAUCUCUUUGUUCCUCUCCAGGUAGCCACCACUGCUGGCAGGAGAUGAUGGAUUUCUCAGUCUCCCUGGACUCAACGGCACUGGGUUUUUUUCUGGACUCCUUGUAUCAAGUACCUCUAUCCAGCAGUCUCUUCUUCCUCACCCACUUCCUUCUCCUCUUCCCACUUGUGCAGCUUAGCUCAGGUAGUGUGUCUGAUCUGUUCCCUGUCCAGUCAAGACACGAGUACCUCAGCUUUUGUUCGUCUCUCCUUCUCCCAGAUGCAGCCCUGGGCAGAGAUCUUAUAAGGCUGAUUUUGGCAGUUGUUACGGCUUCUUCUUCUUUUUUUUUUAAUGGCUUCACAUUCCUAGAGAAAGUCAAGGUGGUAGGACCUGGGCAAUCCAUCCUGGCACUCAUCGGGGAAGAAAUAGAGUUCCCGUGCUACCUGUGGCCCUACCUGGACGCCGAGCACAUGGAGAUCCGCUGGUUCAGGAGCCGGCCCUCUGACAUCGUCCUCCUGUACGGGGAGCAGCAGGAGCUCUCCAGGGGGCAGAUGGCGGAGUUCCAGAACAGGACAAAACUCCUCAAGGACGAGAUCAGAGAUGGCCACGUGAUCCUGAAGCUCCAUAGUGUUGUUCCCUCCGAUGAGGGCCGCUACGGAUGCAGCUUCCUCUCCAGUAACUUCACCGGGGAAGCUAUCUGGGAGCUGGAGGUAGCAGGGAUGGGCUCGGACCCUCACAUCUCCCUUGAGGGCUUCAAGGAGGGAGGCAUUCACCUGAGGUGCAGCUCCAGUGGCUGGUACCCCAAGCCCAAGGCUCAAUGGAGAGACCAUCAGGGACAGUGGCUGCCUCUUGAGUCUGAAGCCGUCAUCCAGGAUGUCCAGGGCCUGUUUAGUCUGGAAAUAUCCGUGGUCCUCCGAGAGGGAGCCCACAGCAACGUGUCCUGCUCCAUCCAGAACACCCUCCUGGUUCAGAGUAAAGAGUUUGUGGUUGAGAUAGCAGAUGUUUUUUUCCCCACAACCUCCUCCUGGAAGGGAGCUUUCCUUCGGACUCUAGCAGGACUGCCGUUGCUCAUGGUUCUCCUCAUGGUACUAGUGUUGUACUUCUUUCAACAGCAACAGAGAACCCAAGAGAAGCUAAAGAAGCUGGCAGAGAAGGAAAAAGAGGAACUCACAGCAGAGCUGGGGAAGCUUCAGACAGAACUUGACUGGAGAAGAGCCGAAGGCCAGGCUGAAUGGAGAGCAGCCCAAAGAUAUGCAGUGGACGUGACCCUGGAUCCAGCCUCUGCGCACCCCAGCCUGGUGGUCUCCGAGGAUGGCAGGAGCGUGUCUUCCCGUGAGGCAGUGCUGGCCCUGGCCGUGGGUGCCUCGCAGUGGUUCGUGGAGCAGACGUGCGUGCUGGGCCGUGAGCGCUUUUCCGCGGGCUGCCACUACUGGGAAGUGCACGUGGGCCACCGAAGUCGCUGGUUCCUGGGCGUGUGCCUGGCGACAGUGCCACGUGUGGAGCCAGCACGCCUGACCCCGGCCUCAGGCUACUGGGUGAUGGGGCUGUGGAACAGCUGCGAGUACUUCGUGCUGGACCCCCACCGUGUCGCGCUCACUCUGCGUGUGCCCCCGCGGUGCGUGGGAGUCUUCCUGGACUUCGAGGCGGGAAGGUUGUCCUUCUUCAACGUGUCCGACGGCUCCCACAUUUUCACCUUCACUGACACCUUCUCAGGGCCACUGUGUGCGUAUUUCAGGCCCAGAGCCCACGACGGCAGCGAACACCCAGAGCCCCUGACCAUCUGCCCAUUGCCCAUUAGAGGGACACGCAUCCUCGAAGAGGACGACAGUGACACCUGGAUACAGCCCUAUGAGGAGGCCUCGGACCCCGACCUGGGCCUGUGGUGAGGCGCCCUGGGUCCUGGGCAGCUUCCUGAAUUUGCCCUCCCUCUUCUAGAGUGAACAAACUCGCUAAAGCGAGCUUCCUUGCCAAAAUGUCAGCCAUGGCUAAAGCCUCAGCAGAGAAGACAGGAAAAAGGAGAAGAGAGGGACCUUUACCUGUGCAUAUGUACGUGAUUUUCUUUAAGGAAAACCAAAAC